AUGGACAGCGCGACUUUCUCCAGCGCGCACAAGGUCCUCAAUGAGAAGCACCGUAAAGAAAUUGCGGCACACGAGGCCAAGUAUGACCGACUCAAGCAUUCAGCUGAGGACACGCUGAACCGUCUCAGCGACGUAACGAACAGGACAGGGCACCUCGUCAGGGCCCUUGGAUUUAGCGACUUGCAGGAGGCAUGGUUCGUAGUCGACAACGCUGAGCAUGGCACGAAGUACAGUGAUGCGUUAACUCGGAUAGAGGAUCUAGAAAAGGUGCUCCGUCGUACGACAGACGAAAGGGACCAUUUACAGACUCAGCUGGAUGAUGUUGUAAGGCAGAGAAACCAACUCUUGGAGAAGACAAAGGACCUUCCAGCAUCCUCUUCGCCAUCAAGACGUCUACUAGCGGCCCAGCUGAAGGCGCUUCAGUCGCGAUACGAUGACCUCUUGGACAAGAAACAACGCGCCGCUGCAAUAUACAAACGAGACUACACUAAAUGGCGCGACUUCAAGGCAUUCCUGUUUGAUACAGAAUGCAAGGCAAAAUCCAAGAUGGAGGCGGAAAAGGACAACGAGUUUCGACGGAAUAUUUUUAUGCGAUUGGCUGACAAUGGGAAGAUGUGGGAGCAGAUAGGGCCAUUGCUCUAUGCGGACGACGCUUCGUACCCAUACGAGGAUAAGAACUUGUAUCGACAAAACAAAGAGAAUGAACCUGAAUUCACACCAACGCCGAUACCCACGACGAUUUUCCUACCAAACACUUCUGAACGACCUGGAACUCCAAAUUCGGCAUCGCUUCCAGUUGGUCCCUCGAAAACCACGGCUUCAUUGCCGCAAUUAUUCAGCCCAAAGCCCAAUGGUUCCAGCCUUGCGCCAGUGCCUAUGACUACGGCAAUUUUCCCACCAACUCCUUCCAAGCGACCUGGAACUCCAAGUUCACCGUCACCGCUUCCAUCAGCCUCUCUCAUCAAUGGAGUGACUUCAGCCGGUCCUUCGAAGACCACAAUUCCAUCACCGCUAUUAUUCAGCCCCAAGGCUAACGGCUCCAUUCUUGUUCCAAGUUCAUCAGACACGGAAGAGGACUCUCUUGUCGGGGAAUCAAGCCCGACUCCGCAGUCCAAAGUGCUCUUUCAAGGUCGAGCCCCGUUGACAUCACCGUCGGCGCGGCUUUCCAAUGUCCCAAACUUGGAUAUCAAGCGACGCGGACCUCGCUCAACACUCGUCCUCUUAUCAGAGCAAUCCCCAUCGACACCGACGAAACCGAAGACCACCUCGGUGCCACCGCGGAAAGUUCGCCGCCUCAGUCACGAACAUGACAGUCCUCACUCCACGCCAUCUGCACCACAAGGAAAAGGCAAAGAGAAGGAGAAAGCCGCGUCAUCUGUAUCCGCGGCGCGUAACGCCAAACAGACGAACGAUUAUUCGGCGUUCAAGGGUCGUGGACGAUACGCAAAAGAUUCGAAAGAGAAGACGAUCAACGAAACCUUUGCCAUCGAUCCAAACCGGAACAACGGCCUCGACUUCCAGUUUGAUGCUGUUGUCCGCAACAAGGACGAGCGACGAAAACUUCAUGCUGGAGAUUGCGAGUGUUGUCGUGACUACUACGAAGGUGUCGGGCCUCUUCCGAAACGUUUGAAGCAGCCGCUGUGGCGGUCACCAAAGAAGAACGCUACGCCUUCUCCUGUGCGUAGGAAGAAGGGAAUAUCGCGACAUCGGUAUAAUUGGGCGCAGGGUGGGACGCCGCCGGGGUAUUGGGAUAUUGGGUUCCCGGAUACCCAAGAAACGGAGAAUAUCAAUGAGAGGGCGAAGGAGAUGCAUGAGAAGAAGAGGAGGGAGAUUGAGGCCGAGGCUAUGCGUGGAGAUGGAAGGUAUGUUAGAAGGAAGUGACAGAUUUGGUUCUCAGUACAUUACUUUUCCGGAUGUCAUACGCAAUUGUAUAAUAAAUAGCAAGGCACUGUUUCAUUACCUUAUGGUCCCCCUUUAAUAUUUUUACAACGCUAGGCUGCUAAGGGGUGCGAAAUACGG
Messenger RNA from Desarmillaria tabescens, 2019 nucleotides. RefSeq lists its product as uncharacterized. Gene Ontology annotation, molecular function: damaged DNA binding. Gene Ontology annotation, biological process: DNA double-strand break processing involved in repair via single-strand annealing; DNA repair. NCBI's taxonomy places the organism in Eukaryota, Fungi, Basidiomycota, Agaricomycetes, Agaricales, Physalacriaceae. The coding region runs from base 1 to 1881 and encodes 626 amino acids. The record is from RefSeq and is a predicted model, not a curated record. The transcript has 11 exons.